CUAGCCGCUCCUCUCUGACUCGCACCUCCCUGUUUAUUCCAAUCACCUCCACUUUUACUUUCUCCCAGCCCCUUGAUAACUAGAUUAAAGGGGAUUCACUUAUUUAAAGACUUGAGAACAAAAGCUCUGCAGUUUAUUUCUGGAUCAUCCAAGAAUACAACUAUAGCAGCAGAGCUCGAGGCUCCAGAGGGAUCUAAUUGAAGUAAGUUACCUUUGCUUUGUGGGACAGUGUUGUGUAGUAGAGCAGCCAGUCAGAGGCUUAGUAGGUCAGCUCAGCAUUGUCUUUACCCUCCGUGCCACUCGGCUGGGAUCACACUUUCAUCUGUUGUACUGGGAGUUGCUGCACCAAGAGGCUCCCUGCACAACUCCAUCAUGGCUCUCAGGCUCCUGCCUGCUUUUAUAACGGACAAUGAUGAGGAUGAUGAUGGCAACUUCACUAAAUGGAUGAGCAGUUAUUGGGGUCACGGAGCAGAAUCCAGACACUCCAGGGAAAGAAAACGCAGUUUCAGAAGACCUUCGAAAACACUGCCUGAUCGAAGAGCAUCACUCCCGACUGUGUCACAAUUAGAUGCCAUGAAGUUGAACCGGCUCCAUGCAGCGGCGAUGGCAGCCACCCCGAGCCACAUCAAAACAAGAGAGGAGAAGGGGGAGGUCCGGCCCCACCAGAGAGCUCGUCGUGCCUCCUCAGACGACAACAGCCGCUCCAAGUCAGCCAUCCCAGAGAACCGCAUCACCACCAUCCCAGAGCUCACAGAGUCCUUCGAAAGGAGACUUUGUCUCCGUGAUAAGAAGACCAUGUCUCUGAAUGAUGACGACGAGCUGUGCCUGAUCUGUCAUGAGGACAUGCGGAUGAGUGGAGGGGGAGUCCAAGAGCUGCACUGUACACACCGCUUCCACAAAGAGUGCAUGGAGCAGUGGCUGUGGAAGAAACAGAUGUGUCCCACAUGUUGUGUCUAUCUGUCCAUGCUGAAGCCCCUCUACUGGUCCUCGUCCCGCACCAAAGUCCCAUAACGGUCCUGUGCCUACACACCUGCCAUGUCUGCAUGCCCAUGUGACCCACUGACCCUCAGUCCUCCUGCAUGAACACCCGCUGCUCCAGUUGGUCAGGGUUUAGGAGGAGCAGACUUUAAAUCAUCUUCUGUCAUGGGAGGGCCCUCAGUUAGAGAGAGAAAUUAUAAUUUGGUGGUCUCACACUGUUAUAAGAAUAUAAUGUUCUGUUCUGUGAUCGCCCUAAUAUGAGAGGUUUUGUCUUUUUGUCUUUAUUUUGUUAAAAACAUCUGGAGACACUGCAUUAAACCUGCACUUUUAUUUCUUUAAGAUUAUUAAAUUUUUUAAUUAUCAAUUUCUCUACAAAUUAUUUUGCUUCCUUUUUUCUUUUUGCGUUUUUGCACAUCUCAUUUACCUUAAAGGAACGAUUUGACCCUUUUAGAAAUGCGCUUAUUGGCAUUCUUACAUAGCGUUAGAUGAGAAGAUGCUGACAUGUCUAAGACUGAGGUUUACCUUUACUUUGGAAAAAAACAAAUAUCUUGAAAACAGACUUAAAGCAACUACAAGGAAUAUUCAUUUUGUGUUGAUUCUGGUGACCCCUGUGGACAAAAGCAGUAGUGUUUGUACUGCUUCAUUUCAUUGAGUUCAAGGGGAAACGGGGGCAGACAGUAAGAAUAACUAUAUAGAAAAAAAUAAUCUUCUUUCUGAUUGUUUGUUUGUGUACGUCAUAUAGAGGCAUUAGUAUUAAACUGAGUUGAAAAAAACUCGUAGUUUAAUUUGAUUAGUUUAGUCUCCUUUUUCUGACAAGAACAAAGUUACUGUUACUAACAGAAUGUCCAUAGUGUGUUCAGUAUUUGCAUAUUCAGACUUAUUGUGGGCAGUAUUGGUUUUAUGUAUUGCAGACUCAGUCCAGAACUAAAUCUUGUGGAAGUAUCUGAUAACAGCAUGGACAUAAACUAAAAAUACUCACAGCUUCAUGAUGACUAGCUUUGCUGAUGUGAAAGUGAGUGAGUGCACCCACCUGUGUAAAUAAACUUUACACUGAAGUUAUAAAAGUGAACUCCUGAAACAAUGAGCUUCUCUGUCACACCCCGUUUUCCAUCUGCUCCACCCUCCUGCCUUAUCUAUGCUUAUAUUGUUUUGCAUGUGAAAUAUUUUGCAUGUGAGGUCUAAUCCACUGUCAUCUCUGCACUGUUGUGUAUCUUACACUGCCAAAUGAGAGUCCAACAAAAUCUGACUGCCUGUAUAUACAUGUAGUCGCAAAAAUAAGCAAUUGUGUGAAUGUGAUUUUGUUUCUAGUUAGUAAAAGUUGUCUUUCCGUGUACAGGAUGUAUAUCAGUACUAUUAUUUCAUGUGAUCUUAAUUCAUUUACUAACCAGUAAACCCUGGUAAUCUGCUGUGGUCUUGCAGGGAUAUUAUGUCCAACCAAAAUUAAUCUGUUUCUGCAGCACGGACGUUUGUUAGGAUCAGUAUAAUGGAUGGAAUAACUGGAAGGUAUCCAAGUGAUUUUUAAAUCUCUCUAAACAGUGAAUGACAUUGUAACUAAGCUACAUUUACUGUCCUCUCUGAGAAAUAUAAAUGUGUCUUUUGGAUUGUCUUUCAUACAUGACAUUAAACUUUAUUGAUGUCCUACAUUUUAAAAGAUCUUGACUCCGAACCAAAAAUACAGAAUAGUUUCACACUGCCAAGACUUAAUAUGCUGAAGUAAUACUCGAAGAUCAACACUCAACGAACCUUCAGCUGCUACGUUCACUGUUUCCCUGAGAACAAACUGCUGACACACAGCACUGUUUUCCACUGUUGUGGCUCUUAAAUAAAAACACACUGACGUGACA
Messenger RNA from Dicentrarchus labrax (European seabass), 2822 nucleotides. RefSeq names its product leukemia NUP98 fusion partner 1 (gene lnp1). The transcript has 4 exons. The record is from RefSeq and is a predicted model, not a curated record. Bases 373 to 1011 code for a protein of 212 amino acids. Lineage: Eukaryota; Metazoa; Chordata; Actinopteri; Moronidae.